Molecule: messenger RNA, 3539 nt
Organism: Scatophagus argus
Lineage: Eukaryota; Metazoa; Chordata; Actinopteri; Scatophagidae
Gene: tes
Product: testis derived transcript (3 LIM domains)
Exons: 6
Coding region: 267-2024 (585 amino acids)
Molecular function (GO): zinc ion binding
Source: RefSeq, a predicted model, not a curated record
UCAUUUUACUUCUGAACCCUUUUCACUCCACAGCAGUUACUUCACAUGCUGAGCAUCCUCAAAGGGUCUUCGUCCUCUGAGAAUUCAGUCUGAUGUCGGUCCGUUGAGUGCAGCACCAGAACAGCUUAUUAAAUGCUUUUCAAUUCAUCUUAGAGCAAAUAACAGCCUCUUGUAAUUUGUCCAGCCCUGCUUGAGGAAAGCAGUGGAGCAGCAGUCCAUACAAAACCGGCAGCACUUGUAAUCUCUCUCAUGUGCUCUGUUUGCAGAUGACCCUCGGGCACGAGUUUGGCGCUGGGGCGGCCUGUUUGAAAUGCAAGGACAAGUGCGAAGGCUUCGAGCUGCAUUUCUGGAGAAAAAUCUGCCGAAACUGUAAAUGUGGCCUCACAGAGCACAACGUGCAGAUGGAGUCAGAGGAGAACAAGAAGGUCGGCAAGCUGUUCGAGGACACCAAAUACACCGGCCUCAUCGCCAAGCUGAAGAAGGACGGCAUCCCCAGCUACAACAGCAACAUGAUGACCGUCACUCUGCCCAGCCCUGGCACUGCUUACGUUGUACCGCCGAGUGCGUCUUCCUCUGUGGUGCCCCCCUCUGCCACAGCUGGUCCUGUACAGCCUGCUGGAGCUGCUGCAGGUACAGCAGCCAGCAAGGCUCAGGCCCAGGCCCAGGCUCAGGCUCCGGCUCAGUCUCAGGCUCAGGCCCAGGCUCAGGCUCAGGCUCAGGCUCAGGCUCAGGCUCAGGCUCAGGCCCAGGCAGUACCAGGCAGCGUCACACCAGUCAAGGCUAGCAAAGUGCCAGUUGCUGUCAGCCCCACUUCUGCCAGUGUGGUACCAGUCCCCAAAGAUGUGCCAAUGAAGUCUGUCACCUAUGAGUGGGCACCUCCAGUGGCCAAUAAGCAUCUGGCGGUGCGUUACAUCGAGCUGCUCCCACCGGAGAAACGUCCGGUGGCCGGUACCGAGGGAGCCGUUUACCGUCGGCAGCAGAUGGCCCGUCAGCUGCCUGAGCACGACCAGGACCCGUCCAAGUGCCACGAGCUGAGCCCCGCCGAGGUCAAGCAAAUGCAACAGUACGUCCGCAAGUACAAGGAUGAGGCCCUGGGGGUCGGAGAUGUUAUGCUGCCUGAAGAAAUGGCUCUGGUUCAGGCAGGAGGGCAGGGUGGAGCCGGCGUCGGGACUGGAGGUGCCCCUGGUGCUGGAGGUGCAGGGUUUGGACCUGCAGUUGGUACUCCUGCUGCUAGCACCGGGGCUGGUGGCAUAGCUGGUGCUGGAGCUGGUUUUGGACCUGGAACAGGGGGUAGAGAAGGUAUACCAAGACCUGGUGGUGCUGGACCCCUUCUUGGUCCAGGAGUUUUACCAUCUGCUGAUUUUGGGCCAGCUGGAGGCGCACUGGGUACCACUGCGACUGCUGGAUCCAUGGGCGUCCCUGGAGCUCACCAAGCUGGACUACCACAGCAGACCUUUUCGUGCCAUCACUGCCAGCAGCCGAUGCGUCUGGGUGACCCAGCCGUGUACGUCGAGCGGGCCGGCUACGACAAGCUGUGGCACCCGGCCUGCUUCGUGUGCUGCACCUGCUCCGAGCUGCUGGUGGACAUGAUCUACUUCUGGAAGAAAGGCAAGCUGUACUGUGGACGCCACUAUGGAGACAGUGAGAAGCCGCGCUGUGGAGGCUGCGAUGAGCUGAUCUUCUCCAAUGAGUACACUCAGGCCGAGGGCCAGAACUGGCAUCUGAAGCACUUCUGCUGUUUUGACUGUGAUUGUGUCCUUGCUGGGGAGACGUACGUCAUGGAGAAUGACAAGCCUGUCUGCAAGCCCUGCUACAUGAAGAACUACGCUGUGAAAUGCUCAGCCUGCCAGAAUGCGGUGGAGCCGGAGGCCCAGAGGGUUUCCUAUGGCGAGCACCACUGGCACGCCGAACCGCAGUGCUUCAAGUGCUCCGGAUGCUCCAAGUGCCUGAUCGGCCAGCGCUUCAUGGCGGUGCAGAGCUUCCUCUUCUGCUCUGUGGAGUGCAAGAAGAAAACCAUGGCUUAGAUUGCCAAAACAUGUCGCUCCAUCUUUUUUACAACCGCUUGUGAAACCAGGACAGAUUGAGCUUAGACUAGAACCAGAGCAGGGAAAACAACCACUGGUGUAGCAGGAUGAAGGCAGAGAUGAUGGAAUGUGUUAAAGGAAAAUAGUGCCUGAUUCUUCUAAUAUGGAGAAAUACAAUAACAGUGAGUCCAUUUCCAUUUGGGUGCUCUUUUUCUUUGUGUCACAGAAGACUCCUGAACUUCUGCCUUCCAGUUUGCCCUCUGCCUUAAAUCUUCUUUCAACACUUCUUUCUUACUCAUGAGAUUCAUUUUGUACCAGUUGAAGGGGCCUUCCAGUUUUUAACUUUGAAUCUGUCUCAGUCUACUGGUAUUAGCACUGUUGUACACAAAAGAGCUGUUGGUACUGAUUUAAUGUGCUGCUUUUACAGCUUUCUUCAUUCCCUCCCCAAAAAACUACUAAUAUCCUCUCUCCUCCAUGCAGCAGUAUUAGGCCAGUUUAGGGUUGAUCUGCUUCCUGUGCACUGUAGUCCAGAUCAAGCUGAGAUCAAAAUAUUCUCAAUCAAAUCAUUAUGCAGCUCUUCUUUUUUUCCCUUUGAUUUAAGACAUUCAACCUCCAGGAUUUAAAGAAGGUAUUUGACUACACACUGUCCUUGUUUGAUUGCAGUAUUUUCAUUGUAUUUUAGAAGAACAAGACAAUGUGAAACCCUUACAGUAUAGGCCAGUUAACUGUUAAGAGAUACACCUGUACACGCUACUGCUGUCCAAACAACAGCUCUGCAUUUAACCGCUGGUUUGGAUCCAGACAGGACUCUGUGUGUCAGGUGUGUCUAAUGUCUUCCCCCUUGUUUGUCUUAAUGUGAAUAAAGUGCAUAAAGAAGAUGGAUUUUGCACAGAUAUGGGAUUGUCUUAUCUUUGAUAAGACUGGUAGCAUUGGGUAAUACAGUUCAAUCCAGUACAAUCACAAACUUUAUCCCCAGAAAGUGCUGUGGAACUGAUCAGACACCUGACUGAUGUGAUUUGCUACGGUGUCAGCUUGCAUUUGGUGUUUCUUUCAUUAUUCAUUCUUUAUUAGGAUCUCCGUUAGCUUCCACAAAUUGUUCUCUAGUGUUGUGUCCACAUGAGUCAAAAUUUUGUCCACAUGAAUCAAAAUUCUGAAUAAUUACGAGCAAAAUGUCCACCAGUCAGUAAAUAAAGGGGAAAAGCGCAAUACAGCAGUAAUGCAGUGCAGAAAAUGUGCGUUCUCCCUCUGUAAGUACUUAGGAAUUGGCAGGAACGUUAACACAUGGAAGUAAACGUUUCUCCCAAGACCAUCCACUGGCCUCCUGAUGGAUCUAAACACUGUAAAGUCCUUGUGUAGGAAUAAUUUUAGGUUUGCCGCAUUACCCAAGGAGUAAUGAAUUCAGGAAAAAACACUGGAAAUUGCUUCACAUAAAUCAGUUUUGUGUCUCUCUCGAUUUGUGUUCUUUUUUGUACAAUGAGCUUUCCUUUUUCAAGCAAUAAACUGCACUUUAAAUGA